AUGAAGUUGACAUUAGGUAUAAUAUUGUUUUCGGUAAGUGGCACGCUUGCUGUAAGCUAAAGUGAUUUAGGUAACAAGGUCCUUUAAUUGGUUUAAGUGACCAUCUUAUCAUUUCUCAAGGUUUUGACGAAAAACUUGUUUUCGUUAUGAUUUUAGCCAACAAGUUCAACUUUCCGAAAUUACAGCAAAAAAUCUUGUUGUUUUCUCAUCUUUAGGUAACAAACAACUAACUUUUUGUUUUUAGGCAACACUUGUGAACGGAGAUGUAUCAAGUCAAGACAGCAGGUAAAUAGAAACCUAAUAGCCAUAAACAAGGCCAUAAAUUAUCCGCUUGAAUUUAACCUUAUAAUUAACGUUUCAACACCUCGUAAUUCGAAGUAUUCAUUAUAAUAUCGUAAUAUUUUUACUUAAAUUUCCAUAAAAAUAGAAAAACUUACAUAUGUUGACGUUAUACCUCAUCAAAAUAGUAAACGGUCGUUCCAAAAAAGCUUUCAGUCUAGAUUAGUUGACAAUUAGCCAUUAGCCAAGGAAUUUAUCGAGGAAAACAAGAAAAACCAAAUAUCAACAAAUUAAUUUGACACUUCGUUACAAAGCUUUCAACGAGAAAAACAGAUUUUUGUCGAACAAUUUUGUGAAAUUACACAAUAAAUAAAGCAAACUGGAUAAUAAUAUUUAAAAUUACCGAAUUUCAGUGAAGAAAUCGAUAUCAGCGAUUCUAAUUAUGGCAACAUACCAACAUCGUUCAUCGACAAUGCCUUCAAUAACAGGCGGACCUUUCAAUGUCAGUUGGUGAAAGGAGCGUUAAGGUCAGGGGAUUCUGGAGCCAACAUCUCUCCUGAAGACAUUGAUAUUGUGGCAGCGAUGGGCGACGCGAUAUCGACCGGUAUUGGCUUGUGGGCAGGUAGUAACAUUGAAUUUAGAGGUGCUGCUUUUACUAUUGGUGGAGAUGCGACGAUCGAUGGGCUGGUAACCUUUCCGAGUAUGUGUUUUCAAUAUUUUUGAAGGUUUUAGUAAAAUUAGCUGUUAUAAAGUCUUUACAAGUUGGUUUCUUCAGAUAUUCUCCACCAAUUCAACCCAGUCCUUGAGGGUAUUUCUCAUGGAAUGGGAGCAGCUGACCAACUACCUCAGAACCAAUUCAAUGUAGCCUCAACUGGAGCAGAAACUGAUAAUCUGGAAAGUCAAUCGAUCGAACUGAUACAGCGACUUCAGCAAACUUACAGUAAUCUCGACGACAAGUGGGUAUUGGUGUUCAUUACAGUAGGAACGGAGGAGAUGUGCGCCAAGUGUGAUGUGCCAAAUAUGGUAAAGCUACGACAGAGUAUUAUCAGAUUGAAAAGGGCGAUUCCGAAGGUUUUGGUUGUUCUGAUUGGACCUGUUCAUGUGGCCAAGUCUUCGCAGUUGAAUUAUAAUUUACUCAAGUAAGUUCACAUUGUAAUCUCUGUUAAUAUACGUUUAUUUAGAUUUUUUUAAGGCUUAUAUAAUGAAUAUUUGUGAAAAGCUUACUUGAUGCAGUAAUUGCAUCGUUUUUAGACCAAGAUGUAAAUGUCUGGAGCCACUUUCUAACUCACAAUUGCGAGAACUUCAACAGCGAUGGGCUGAAGAGUUUUUACAUCUAGAGAUGGAGUUUACAGCGAGAAACUACAGUACUUUUACACUAUUGGCUUUACCUCAACUAAAGAUAGACUCAAGGAAGCCGGAGCAGUUGUUUGUACCUGGAAAACCGUUAUUGAAUAGGUAUUGUCAAUUUUUAUCAGUUUUACUUUUAUUGUAGCAAAAAGUUGUGAAGAAACUACUCUAUACUUUAUAGUUUCUUACUAUAAAUUUAUAUUAAGUAAUACAUUUAGAAUGUUUUUUUUAUCAGUUAACACGUCAAGUAUAGUAAAGUUAAAAUUUUAGGAAGGGUCAUACUUACGCGGCCAAAUGGCUUUGGAAUAGAAUGGUAGCUGGUCCCAAGUACAAUGCCUCUAAGGUACCACUAUCUGAAGAUUCUUAUUAUUGUCCUCCAGUUGUAAGUUGGCCUAUCGACUCUUAUUCUUAGUCUACUAGUACUAUAGUAAAAAUUUGAUAGUUGCCAUCUAGAUUAUUUUGAUUUGACAAUAUGAUGAUAAAUUAUUAUUUUGUAAUGCCGACUUUCUAUAAGUAAAUGUAGUUAUAAGUAAUUGACGCAAGUUUUAUAUAUAUCUUGUGUAACACCUACUAAUGUUAAUAUGUUUAAUGACAUUGUAGUAUUAAACUAACGUGGAAAUACCUAAAGAUACGAUUGUAGGGCUGUCCUUACUUCCGCACCCCUGCCAACUUUGAACAUUGUACUAUAAUGACGUUGGCAGAGUUUAACAGACGAGAGGAACAGAAGAAGGUGACAGCUACGGUAAUAUUGAGUGGGAUCGACGAUCGGCGUCGGACCAUCAGAGAACAUGUUGUGUUGUACAUUAUAGGACCAGUGGUACUGUCAGCGGCGGCUGUCAUCAUUCUGGGUACCAUCUUUUACUGUCACGGUAUGAAGCAGACAAAAGGAAGGUUCGAGAAUGCUCCUGGAGUAUGA
Messenger RNA from Bursaphelenchus okinawaensis, 2542 nucleotides. NCBI's taxonomy places the organism in Eukaryota, Metazoa, Nematoda, Chromadorea, Rhabditida, Aphelenchoididae. The record is from the annotation of a GenBank genome assembly.